This is a messenger RNA of Telopea speciosissima, 2531 nucleotides long. Its product is annotated as G-type lectin S-receptor-like serine/threonine-protein kinase CES101. Gene Ontology annotation, biological process: protein phosphorylation. The record is from RefSeq and is a predicted model, not a curated record. The transcript has 8 exons. Bases 76 to 2529 code for a protein of 817 amino acids. NCBI's taxonomy places the organism in Eukaryota, Viridiplantae, Streptophyta, Magnoliopsida, Proteales, Proteaceae. Gene Ontology annotation, molecular function: ATP binding; protein serine/threonine kinase activity.
UAUAUUAAAAUAUGAGUUGGUGGUUCAGUCUCUUCAGCUCUCACUGAUCAUCCAAAGAUUUUUGGGCUGUCUGUAAUGGCUAGAUUGAGAAGCAUCAGCAAUAACAUAUCAGUUCUGUUUUUCUUGAUUUUCUCUUGGAGCUUUGGAAACAGAGGAUCUGAAGCAAAGAACACUCUCCUAGCAGGAGAAAGCCUCAGAGAUGGGGAGAACUUGGUUUCUGCAAACAAACUCUACGAAUUGAAGUUCAUGAAUUUUGAGCAUUCCCAAAACCGCUAUUUGGGAAUACUGUACUUGGGUUAUGAUGGCAGGGCAGUAUGGAUAGCCAACAGAGAGAACCCUCUCAUGGAUUCCUCUGGAAUUCUAAGCAUCAAUCAAGGAAAUUUGUUGCUUACGAACGGAAGUGGGAUCUCUACCAUGAUAAACCCCGAAGAACCUGCAAUGGGUGCCAACACAAGUGCUACCAUCCUUGAUUCUGGUAAUUUAAUUCUUAAAGACGGAGAGCGGAUUGUGUGGCAAAGUUUCGAUUAUCCUUCUGAUACAUUUCUACCUGGAAUGAAGCUAGGGUUGUUCGGAUUAAGGGCUAAUAAGCCACGAAAACGGGUACUAACUUCAUGGUUGAGCAAUCAAGUACCCUCUCCAGGAGCUUUCUCUCUCGGCGUUGAUCCAGAAAACAUGAAAGAGCUCGUUAUCUGGCGAAGAGGGAGGGUUUACUGGCGAAGCGGGAUCUGGGACAGUAACAAUUUCAGCUUUCCCUAUAUUAGAAGUGUUGGUGUUUCAACCUCUAAGUUUGUUUUCAACUACUACUCUAAUGAAAACCAGAGCUACUUCACCUUCGCAGUGAAGGGCAGCCUUGGUGGGAGUACAUGGAUCACGAUGGAUUUCUCAGGGAGCUUAGAAUUAUUUGUUGCCCAACCGUUCAGUGAUCCAUUAAUCGAUCUAUGUGAGAACGACAAUUCAGAGAAAUGGUCGGAAGGGUGUGUCAUGAUGAAGCUACCAAACUGCAGUGGCGGACACAUUUUCAAAGAGACUAAAGCUUCCAUAAGUAGCUGGAUGUUGCAGAACUAUAGUAAGAGUCUUAGUCUCAGUGAUUGCAAGGAUAUGUGCCGACGCAAUUGUUCUUGUACUGGGUAUGCUUCUGCAGAUUCUAAUGAUGGCACAGGAUGCUUUCUCUUUGAUGGGCGAUAUUCUGGUGAUCUCCAUGGAGAUUACACACUUUAUCUUAGGAAUUAUACCAGCUUAGGGGCCAAAUCAGCUAGUGAGAACGGAAUCUCUGGUCAUCCAACUAAGAAGAAGCUAUGGUUGCAAGUCACUGCUCUUAUCUUAAUAAUUAUGUCGGCCUUUCUAAUAGCAUUCAUAAUCUGUAGACUAAAGAGAAGAUUUUGCGACGGUGGAGGAAACAAUGAAAAAAACGAAGAGACUGGCAGCAGCAGUGCAACGCUACAAUUAAAUAAAUUAACUAGUGAUGUAGGAGCUGCACACAAAUAUUGCAAUGCAAGUGACCAGAAAUUCUGUGGGAACAAGGACUCUGAAUUGCCAUUGUUCAGUUUUUCUAACAUAGAAACUGCAACAAAUAAUUUCUCUACUACUAAUAAGCUUGGAGAAGGUGGAUUUGGGCCAGUUUAUAAGGGUAAGUUGGUAGAAGGACAAGAAAUAGCAGUGAAGAGGUUGUCUAAAAUGUCAGGGCAAGGAUUGGAGCAGUUUAAAAAUGAAGUCACGUUGAUUUCUAAACUCCAACACAGGAACCUUGUUAGGCUUUUGGGUUGUUGCAUUGAAGGAGAUGAGAAGAUACUAAUCUAUGAGUACAUGCCCAACAAAGGACUGGAUUCAUUCCUUUUUGAUCCAAUGAAACGGGCAUUAUUGGAUUGGAAAACUCGUGUUGGCAUAAUUGAAGGGAUAGCUCAGGGGCUCUUGUACCUUCACAAGUAUUCUAGAUUGAGAAUCAUUCAUAGAGACUUGAAGGCUAGCAACGUUUUAUUGGAUUGUGAGAUGAACCCGAAAAUAUCAGAUUUUGGCACAGCAAGAAUUUUUGGCGAGAAUGAAUCCCAAGCCAAUACAAACAGAGUCAUUGGGACAUUUGGUUAUAUGCCCCCUGAAUAUGCAAUGGAUGGCCUUUUUUCCGUAAAAUCCGAUGUAUUUAGCUUUGGAGUAAUGAUGAUAGAGAUUUUGAGUGGUAAAAAGAACACUGGUUUCUAUCAGGCAGAUUGCAAUUUGAACCUACUUGGAUUUGCAUGGGAAUUGUGGAGAAAAGGCAAAAUAUUGGACUUGAUGGAUGAUGUUUUAGUUGAUUCAUGUUCAGCAAGUGAAUUUAUAAGAUGUGUGCAUGUGGGCUUCUUGUGUGUGCAAGAGAGUUCAGCAGAUAGACCAACUAUGUCUGAGGUUGUUUCUAUGCUUAGCAAUAAGACUACAACUUUGCCAUCUCCAAAAUCACUUGCUUUUACCAUAGGUAAAAGUAAUAUUGGUGUCGAGUCAUCUUCAAGUGGGCAAGAAUCCGUUAAUGAUGUAACUAUUUCAGAGAUAUGCGGCAGGUAGAG